AUGUCGAACCCGAGUGUCGUCCAGGUCAAGCCCUUCCUCCAGCCCUUCCCGUACGGCCGCGAGGGCAUGGACUCGUGGGCCGCCCAGUUCGCCCUCGCGACGCCGUCCCUCAAGCGCGGCAUCGACCAGGACGGCGGCAUCAAGCCCAACCAGCCGUACGGCGAGCUGUGGAUCGGCGGCACCCACCAGAACGGCCCGUCGUACGUCGAGGGCACCGACGAGGAGCUCAAGUCGUUGAUCCAGCGCGACCCGGCCUACUACCUCGGCAAGAAGCUCGUCGCCGACGACCAGAUGUCGAGCCAGUACCCGUCCGACCUCCCGUUCCUGUUCAAGAUCCUCUCGUUCGACAAGCCGCUCCCCCUCCAGUGCCACCCGGACAAGAGCCUCGGCAAAAGGAAGCGUCGCGAGGGCGAGAACAGCAACUUUGUCGACACGAACGCCAAGCCCGAGGUCGGCGUCGCCCUUAGCCCGUUCACUGCCUUUGUCGGCUUCCGCCCUCUCGAGCAGCUCGCGGCCAUCGUCAAGGGCGUCCCCGAGUUCCAGGAGCUGUUCACCGAGUCGACCCUCUCGUCCCUGUCCUCGUCCGCGUCGUCCUCCUCGUCCGACGCCGAGCCCAAGGCCGGUCGGGCCAACGCGAGCGGCGAGAGCGAGGCUGCGGCCAUGGCGCGCGUGUUUGACAUCUCGGUCAAGACGUACGGCGAGGACGACGUCGGGUCGCUCGUCGCGGUCGUCCUCAUGAACAUCCUCCGCCUCGACAAGGGCGAGGGUGCCUGGAUCCUCGCCGACGACUUGCACGCCUACGUCGAGGGCGACAUCAUCGAGUGCAUGGCCAACUCGGACAACAUGGUCGCGCACGGGCUCGGCGAGGCCGACAUGGGCGGCCGCUCGACGUUCGUCGAGAUGCUCAGCUACCGCCACCUGCCCGCCGAGGACCUCCUUCUCGAGUACGAGGACAAGUGGAGCGCCGGCCAGCAGGGCCUCACGCGCCGGUACAAGGUCCCCAUCGCCGAGUUCGACCUCCUCGCCACGACGCUCACGUCUGUUUCCCCGACCGAGACGCUCUCGCCGCUCGAUGGGCCGCUCACGUUCGUCGUGACGAACGGCACGGUCAAGGUCACGGCCGGCGACGACUCGGUCGAGCUCUCCAAGGGCCAGGCGGGCUUUGUGCGCGCCGGUGUCGAGAUCAAGCUCGAGGGCAACGGCGAGCUGUGGGGUGCCUUCUACCAGUAGAUGGGCGAGGAGGAGGGAGGAGCCGCCGACCGUGUGCGGCGCGAGGAGGAGAAGUGUUGCUCGUCGCUCUGUUCCUCUCUUUCUCUCGGGCCCGUCCUGUCUGUCUGUACAUAGUCCGCGAGUCUGCAAAGAGUCCAAUCCC
Rhodotorula graminis WP1 is the source of this 1372-nucleotide messenger RNA. RefSeq lists its product as uncharacterized. Gene Ontology annotation, biological process: carbohydrate metabolic process; GDP-mannose biosynthetic process. The record is from RefSeq and is a predicted model, not a curated record. Bases 1 to 1230 code for a protein of 409 amino acids. The transcript is spliced from 5 exons. Gene Ontology annotation, cellular component: cytosol. Gene Ontology annotation, molecular function: mannose-6-phosphate isomerase activity; zinc ion binding. Lineage: Eukaryota; Fungi; Basidiomycota; Microbotryomycetes; Sporidiobolales; Sporidiobolaceae.